AUGAAGACCUUAACCCUCCUCACCAUCGCCCUCCUCUCCACCUCCACCCUUCUCCCCGCCCUCGCCCUCGCCGGCGAACCCCUUCCCCCCCGCUCCAGCGGCAAAUACGGCAAAAAUGUGCCUCCAGAACCCAUCGACACGCCCCUCAAGCACCCCAAGGACCCUGCACUAUGGUGGCAAGGCAUAACCGACGACGACGUCUACCACCCAGAAUGGGCGCUCUCAUCCCGCGCAGCCGUCGUCGACGCAUCAACCCAGAUAAGCGCGUCGACGGCGCAAUCCGCGCACAAGAAGAAUAACAAAGACAAGAAAAAGAAGAAGAAGAAGGGAUACGGGCUUUCGGGUCAUUGGAAGAAGUACGGUUGUGGUCGCGUGGUUAAUGAGGGGAAGAAGGGCGGCGAGGGGAAGAAGGAGACUUGGGGGAGGAGUAGGGCAAAGUAUAAGUGUCAUCCGAAACUUUGGUAG
Molecule: messenger RNA, 465 nt
Organism: Bipolaris zeicola 26-R-13
Lineage: Eukaryota; Fungi; Ascomycota; Dothideomycetes; Pleosporales; Pleosporaceae
Exons: 1
Coding region: 1-465 (154 amino acids)
Source: RefSeq, a predicted model, not a curated record